CAGCACCAGCUCUGCCACUACCAGGAGCGGAGAAACAAGGAGAUGGCCGACUAGAAGGCAGCGUUAUCUUUGCUACUUCGCCUGCGAGAUUCCUUUUACGUUACACAGUUUCACAGCAGAAGCAGAGGGAGUACUGUACAGUUAUUUCGCUCCUCUUCAACCAUGGCAGAACAGAACAGCAGCGUCAGAUAUCAGGAGCUGGUGAAUGAGGAAGAGCCCGCCCAGCCUUCCCAGGAGGGUCCUGCCCAGGACGCCCCACCACCAUACAGCAGCAUUGCUGCAGCAAAUGCAGCUUUCUUUGAAUACAAGGAAGAUGGAGGAAGAUUUCCCAACCCUCCAUCCUACAGCGUUGCCACCACUUUGCCCUCCUAUGAUGAAGCUGAGAGAAGCAAAGCAGAGGCGGCCAUCCCGCUGGUCGCUGGAAGAGUCACGGAGGAAGACUUUGUGGCCAGAGAUGACUUUGAUGAUGCUGACCAGCUGCGAAUAGGAAACGACGGCAUCUUCAUGCUCACUUUCUUCAUGGCAUUCCUCUUCAACUGGAUUGGCUUCUUCUUGUCGUUCUGUUUGACCACAUCAGCCGCCGGCAGAUACGGGGCCAUCUCAGGCUUUGGCCUGUCGCUCAUCAAAUGGGUUCUUAUUGUCAGGUUUUCGACCUACUUCCCCGGUUACUUUGAUGGGCAGUACUGGUUGUGGUGGGUGUUCUUGGCACUUGGCUUUAUGCUGUUUAUCAGAGGCUUCGUGAACUACUCCAGAGUGCGUAAACUGGCUGAUCCCACUUACGCCACCCUUCCUCGAACAAGGGUACUCUUCAUCUAUUAAAGGACGUGGAAGAACUGGAUGUGAAGAAGAAGAGGAGUUUAAAGUAAAAGAAGACACUUAACCAGAAAUCAGCCAGAUGAGUUCCAGAUGAAGACGACUCGAGUCAAUAAAAAAAUAAUAAUAAUCAGGAAUUAUAUCACUCGUUUUCUUUUGUUUCAAAACUUUAUUAAAGACAAAUGGUUAACAGUAAUAGUCCCUCAAUGUACUCAUUAGUGGCGAAUGUUAAGUGCUAUUUACAUCUGUCUGUAAUGUAUAAGUAAUGCCUUAUAUCAUUUGAUGGUAGCAUACGAGCAUGCAUCUGCCCUUAAGGUCAAUUAAAUAGGGAGAGUCUCGUGUUGGCGACACUUGAAGCCAACAGGUAUUAAUUAGCACAACACUCUGUAAGCUUGCCAUAGCAUGCAACACACUUUAUAAUAAUCUGCUCUUCGAGGUUUAAGCUCUUUUUAGAUUUCUUUAGGCUGUGAAUGCAGAAGUACACAUGAACACAUCCUCCACUCACCUGUUGGCUUUAAGCAGUAUUGCCAGGAGGGGACAGUGUUGUCUGCAGCUUUUAGAAACUGUCAUAGUAGAUGCGAUUCACACACAGCAAAGCGGCAUCCAUGAUUUUUGCCUGUUACAAUGUUUUUGUUGUACAUUAAGUCAGGUAAAACUCUCCAACCAGGGAAGAGAAUUCAAGUUGCAUGUACAGGUUGAUCCUAGAAGAUGGAAAAGGAACUCGAUGGCUUCAAAUGUCAAGUGACAAAACCCGGAGCUGCUCUGCUGACAGCUGUGGAGACGCCAAAUUUCUUUUGGCACUGACAGUGACCGAGAUGAUUUUUAGGGGAAAUGAGCACAUUUUCUGGUCCAUGUCCUCACAAAUACCAAUUAGAUGUAACAGCGUGACCUCUCGGUGACUCAGAGAGUCUUUCUAGUCCACGUCCCACUCGCUGUCAGAGGAAAAGCUGUCGGGAUUUCAGUACAUAGAAAUGAACUUGCAUUUUACUUCCAGGUGGGUGUUUGCCUCAAGGUUUAAUUGAUGAUUAUUUCUCAAUUUUUCAUACUAUGUAAGAAGGUUUCUCUGUUGUAUUAUUAAUUAUUAUCAAAGAAUGUUUAAUGCAGGUGCACUUUUAGAAACACAGCCAAUAAGAACGUUCCCAUCAUUAGAUUAAGUCACAGACACAAAGCAAGUGGUGCAGGAUGUUGUUUUAUAAUGACGCUUGAAUCAACAGUUCAUAUUUCAUAUGCCAUGGCUUUCAUUUACAGACCAGUUAUGCUUCUUUCUAUGUGAUGUAGAGCUGCAGCCUGGGAUUUUGUUGUUAUCAAACUGUACAGAAACUGUUUAGUGUUAAAUAAAUGUCACUUUAAAUGCA
Oreochromis aureus is the source of this 2168-nucleotide messenger RNA. Its product is annotated as NEDD4 family-interacting protein 1-like. Gene Ontology annotation, biological process: positive regulation of protein ubiquitination; metal ion transport; ubiquitin-dependent protein catabolic process. Gene Ontology annotation, cellular component: perinuclear region of cytoplasm; Golgi apparatus; endoplasmic reticulum. The coding region runs from base 163 to 819 and encodes 218 amino acids. The transcript is spliced from 8 exons. Lineage: Eukaryota; Metazoa; Chordata; Actinopteri; Cichliformes; Cichlidae. Gene Ontology annotation, molecular function: WW domain binding. The record is from RefSeq and is a predicted model, not a curated record.